Necator americanus (New World hookworm) is the source of this 378-nucleotide messenger RNA. RefSeq lists its product as uncharacterized. The transcript has a single exon. NCBI's taxonomy places the organism in Eukaryota, Metazoa, Nematoda, Chromadorea, Rhabditida, Ancylostomatidae. The record is from RefSeq and is a predicted model, not a curated record. The coding region runs from base 1 to 378 and encodes 125 amino acids.
AUGUCUCAGAUAGUAAAUGAAGGAAUCCAUGAGAAAGACAAAUCACCUUCUGAUGAUAGCAAAUUCUUAGGUGUUAAAUAUAACACAGAAACAGAUGAUUUUAACGUGAAAGUAAAUCUUCCACCGAAAACAUCACUUACUAAGCGAGAUGUGGUUAGUAUAAUAAAUUCUGUCUACGAUCCUAUAAGUGUAACUGCGCCAUUGUUCAUCAAGUUGAAAUCGCUAAUGCGAGAAAUCUAUGACACUGGAAUUAAGAGGAAUGACUAUGUUAAUCCAGUAAUGACCAAUAGAUGGAACUCUAUCUGCAAAGGAUCAAUGGUGCGAAUAUCAGCAUUCCCAGGACAAUUCUCACGAAUGUGCGAAAUCUUCACACUUUAA